Myotis davidii is the source of this 1216-nucleotide messenger RNA. RefSeq names its product coiled-coil domain containing 51 (gene CCDC51). The transcript is spliced from 3 exons. The coding region runs from base 99 to 974 and encodes 291 amino acids. NCBI's taxonomy places the organism in Eukaryota, Metazoa, Chordata, Mammalia, Chiroptera, Vespertilionidae. The record is from RefSeq and is a predicted model, not a curated record.
CUGCUGCCACCGCCUGGUGGGAGAGAUACGAGGAGUUUGUGGGGCUCAACGAGGUCCGAGAGGCCCAGGGGAACGUGGCGGAGGCCGAGAAGGUGUUCAUGGUGGCCCGGGGGCUUGUCCGCGAGGCUCAGGAGCAGCUGGAGGUGCAGCAGGCCAAGCUGAAGGAGGUGAGGGGCCGCCUGGACCGCAUCUCCAAGGAGGACAGCCAGUACCUGGAGCUGGCCACCCUGGAGCACCGCAUGCUGCAGGAGGAGAAGAGGCUGCGCAUGGCCUACCUGCGGGCCGAAGACUCUGAGCGAGAGAAGUUCUCCCUCUUCUCGGCGGCCGUGCGGGAAAGCCACGAGAAGGAGCGCACGCGGGCCGAGAGGACCAAGAACUGGUCCCUCAUCGGGUCGGUCCUGGGGGCCCUGAUCGGCGUGGCCGGCUCCACCUACGUGAACCGCGUGCGGCUGCAGGAGCUGAAGGCCUUGCUGCUGGAGGCCCAGAAGGGGCCCGUGAGCCUCCAGGAAGCCAUUCGGGAACAGGCGUCCAGCUACUCCCUCCAGCACCGGGACCUGCACGACCUCAUAGCGGACCUGAGGGGCCUGGUCCAGGCUGAGCCGGGGCCGAGCUCCGGGGCCCAGGCGGGGACCCCCGCCCGGGACAGUGAUGCCGACGCCCUCUCAGCCGCCCUGAGAGAGCAGCUCAGCCACUCCCGGCAGGUCCGUUCUUGUCUGGAGGGUCUGCGAGAGCAGCUCGACCGCCUGGAGAAGACUUUCGGCCAAGUGGCCGGGGUGGUGCAGCUUGCGAAGACCGCCGACCCGGUUCUGCCUGGCUCUGCGCUGGAGCCGGGGGGCCUGGUCUUGGUGCUGCCGGACAUGGAGCAGCGGCUGGAAGCCCAGGUCAACAGGAACACCAUCUACAGCACGCUGGUCACCUGCCUGACGAUCGUGGCCACCAUGCCAAUGCUCUACGUGCUGUUCAGGGCCAGCUAGCCCGGACGGCUCCGAGGGCCUCGGCUGGCUGGUGUGGAUGCAGUAGAGGGUCCUGGUGGGGAAGUGAAUCUUGGGGGACACACGCCGCCUCAGCCUGAGCCGGGUACCGUCUGUGUGGUGCCUGGCAGACGGACACAUUUUCCUUCUUGGGCAGUGCUCAUCUAUAUUAAUUAUGAAGACUUUGUGCUAACAUCUCAUUAACAUGUCUUUGCGUUUAUGUUAUUUAAAGUAAUUUAUAUCAA